Molecule: messenger RNA, 559 nt
Organism: Paramecium primaurelia
Lineage: Eukaryota; Ciliophora; Oligohymenophorea; Peniculida; Parameciidae
Source: the annotation of a GenBank genome assembly
AUGGUUACAAUUCUUAAUUCAAGAUUAAUUCAACUAUCAAAAUUAGUAUCCAAUCUUGAUACAACAACUAAAUUAGAGGCAUAAGACUUUUAACCAGUUUAUCCAUCAUUUAUGACUAAACCUUCCUAAGUUAGCUCUGAUUUUACUACUUGCACUGUAUAAGGUACUCUUGAUAUGGUUGGUGCAUUAUUUGUCAUCUCUGUCUAAGCUGCAUAGGAUACUGCAUCACCCUUAGCAUAAUAAGUAUGGUGGGGAUAUAAUAGUUAAAAUCUAGCUAUGCCAGCCAAUUGGACAUAAGUAACAAUACCAAAUUAAAUCUAUCAAAUUGUAAUAUAAGACCUAACUGAAGACACUGAUUACAAUAUGUAUAUUAUUUAUUUUAUUAAAUAGUUAUAUGAUUGCAGGUUCAGCACAUCCAGGAUAUCCAGAUCUAUCAACAGAUGAGAAGGCUGUAAAUUUGGUUUCAUGUAGAACUAAAGCUUAAUAACCAGAUACUAUUUUGGAUAUUAAUUGGGCUAAAUUAUUGAUCAUGAACAUAUUAGUAAUAAUUAUAUUUUGA